This is a messenger RNA of Aspergillus eucalypticola CBS 122712, 2149 nucleotides long. RefSeq lists its product as uncharacterized. The transcript has 2 exons. The record is from RefSeq and is a predicted model, not a curated record. NCBI's taxonomy places the organism in Eukaryota, Fungi, Ascomycota, Eurotiomycetes, Eurotiales, Aspergillaceae. Bases 48 to 1781 code for a protein of 577 amino acids. Gene Ontology annotation, biological process: double-strand break repair via nonhomologous end joining. Gene Ontology annotation, molecular function: DNA end binding. Gene Ontology annotation, cellular component: nucleus; DNA ligase IV complex.
CUACUCUGGAACCACCCAUCAAAACACACGCAAACGACACUCGAGAGAUGUCUGCGAGGUGGGAGAAAUUGCACAUAUCAAAUCGUGCGCCUGCGCCACUUCUCCUUUAUAGAUAUACCCUUUUCAGAGAUGGAUAUGAGUUGUACCUGACCGAUCUCACGUAUAUUUGGUCCGAGCGUCCUAACCGCCAGCAUAUUCUGGGAAGAGCUGUUGAAGAUGAUGCGACAAUUGACCCCAGCCAAGACAUAGAUCAGUUCAAUAUUCUUUUGGAGAAACUAGGGGAGGCCCUACGCAAUGAUCCGGGAACCAGCACGGUGCUAAGGCGUGGACGGGAGAAUGAUACCCUACACCUGAUCACCACAACAAGCCUACCGGCCCCACUUGAGCCUUUGAAAUGGAACUUCUAUAUGGCGAGGGAGAAACAGCGCUUUUCAACUACUCAGCUGCUAAUUCCGCUGAUCAAGUCUGAGGCUUAUUUGGAGUUGCGCCAGCGGGAUCUAAUCGAAGUGGUUAAGAAGAAAGAUUGGCUGCUGUCAAAGCUAUUCGAUAAACUUGAAGCCGUCGGGUUUGAUCUCAGCACUAUCUUCCCUAGUAUCCCCGGACUCAGGACCAGCCACAAAGGUUCAGCGCAAUCACAAGCUGCCAAGUAUAUCAUUGGAGCGAGGCCUUUUGAUGAGGAAUCCUGGCUCGAUGAGAACAACGCGAUAACAGCCGAGACUGGAUUUGCGUCCUCCAUCCUGGAAGAAACAGAAGAUUCCAAUAUUGAUGAUAAUCUUCUGCUACUCGAGGAUCUAACGGCACCGUCAGAUGGAUGGUGGAGAAAAAUGUCCACAGCUAACAAUAACACCGAAGACGUAGAUGCCAGGACUCCAGAAGACUCGACAAAUAUGGACACUACGGACGGAGGCUUGGAGACUGAAGAUGAUUUUGACGAUGACGAUGAUGAUGAUGAGUUUGAGCGACAAGAGACCCCUCCGAGACUCAGACUUCAGCCAAACCACCAGACUCCCCCUUCGGGGCCAGAUGAGGGAACAACGACAGAAAGCGAAGACGACCUUGAAGAUCGAAAUGGGGGACCAAGUACAGCGAGGCCUCGAGCACCACAACCCACUUCAAGAGGCCUUGCAACGAUUGGAGGCAACAGAAAGCAACAAACGCAACCAGAAUCCCCCCAGACAUCACCAGCAUCAGCAGAUGUCGACGAAUUGGUAUCAACUCGCAAGGUCCCCUCCUCCCAAGCAGACAGCGACCAAACAGCCUCCGAUACAGACGACGACGACAACGACAAUCAUCCCUCUCCAUCACCCUCACCGCCGCCCUCAAACCGUCAAAGCAAGCCCCGCGGCAUAGGAAUGAUAGGUGGCAAGAAAGCCGAAAAACAAGCCUCUCCACCAUCAUCACCGAUACCCGAAUCCUCCAGUAAACCCCAGACAAAACCCCGCGUGCUGGGCGUCAUAGGCGGCAAGGGCAAAGCAAGACAAGCCUCCCCACCAUCAUCGCCGCCACCAGAAGCCGAAUCAUCGAGCAAACCACAGGCCAAGUCCCACGGUCUGGGGGUGAUAGGCGGCCGAAAGAGAGAAAGCCAACCCACGUCGUCGCCAGCAGCUACCGCAACGCAGUCCUCAGGACCUCCCUCUCCUGCACCGGCUCUGGACGAUCAACCCGCGGAGCGGGAGAAAGAGGAAACAGAAGAGGAGAAAGCGGACAGGAAGCGUGAAGAGCUGAAGAGACAGCUUGAAGCGAAGAGCAAGGCGCCUGUGAAGAAGAAGCGGAAGUUCUAAGCUCUAAGCUUCUUUUGUGCUCGAGCUAUCUCUUACCAGAUAGCGGAUAGGCUGGUGCUUGUCUCUUCAGACAAGAUUCUCAUGGGAGGUUCUUGAACAGAAUUCGAGUGCUUUCAGGGUGAUGAUGACUGUACAUACCAAUUCGAUCGAUCUUGGAGAGAAGGGGAGAGAUCUGGUCGAUAUUACAUAUUGUGACCGGUAUGAUGGAUAUAAGGGGAUGAUUUUUGGACAUAUUGCCUGCUUGCUGUACAUGUUGUUGGGGAGAAAGAGACAGAGAAGCGCUCGCUGUAUGUGGGUUUUUCCUAAUAGUUUUUUGAGUAGUUUCGAUGGACAAAAAGGUGGAGGAAAUUUCAUUUUCGUAUUGAAAC